GGAACUGCCGGGGCCGCCACCGCUGCCGCCGCCGCAGCUGUAGGGGACCGGCGCCGGUGCGCAGGCAAAAGGAGCUCUUUCCCUGCUGAAAGUUCCCUGGGAAAAGCUAGCAUCUCCCCAGUCCACCAUGGCGGAUGAAAUUGAUUUCACUACUGGAGAUGCUGGGGCUUCCAGCACUUACCCAAUGCAGUGCUCGGCCCUGCGCAAAAACGGCUUCGUGGUUCUCAAAGGACGACCAUGCAAAAUAGUGGAGAUGUCAACUUCCAAAACUGGAAAGCACGGUCAUGCCAAGGUUCACCUUGUUGGAAUUGAUAUUUUCACGGGCAAAAAAUAUGAAGAUAUUUGUCCCUCUACUCACAACAUGGAUGUUCCAAAUAUUAAGAGAAAUGAUUAUCAACUGAUAUGUAUUCAGGAUGGUUACUUAUCCCUGCUGACAGAAACCGGUGAAGUUCGUGAGGAUCUUAAGCUGCCAGAAGGUGAACUAGGUAAAGAAAUAGAAGGAAAAUACAAUGCAGGUGAAGAUGUACAGGUGUCUGUUAUGUGUGCAAUGAGUGAAGAAUAUGCUGUAGCCAUAAAGCCCUGCAAAUAAAUGGGAACAUCAGGCAUGAGCAAAAUGUUAGGUCUGGAUCAACCACAGAUCUAAAGUUUGGGUCUAAGUUGUCACCAAAGCUAUGGCCUUCAUAAGCCACCUCAUUUUUUUAAAUUGUUUUGAAAUUGUACUCAGUUUUGUAGGCAAUUGGUAAUUUAAAAUCAUCAAGUUUGUAAUUCUUUUUUUUUGUUUUAAUUUUGUAGGUGUCUUUCCUAUAACUUUCCUGUGGUUUUCAGUGAGUACAAGAAAUAGAUAAGAUGGCUUCAGCAGAUAUGAUUUGUCUGAGCAAAUCAUUCCUGAAUUUUAGUUGAUAGAUAAACCAGGGCUUAAAAUCAGACAAUGUAGCAUCUAGUGGUAUCAAAGUACCACAUUUAAGUUGAAUUGUUCUGCAUUAAUUUCAGACCUAAUAUAGAAUGAGUUGAUUAUGGAUUGGAAUUGUCACAGUUUCAGCCUGUGUGUGGCAAGCACAAAUCCUUAACCAAAAAUCAUGUUAUCAAGAAGUGUCAGUUUUCUUAGUAGGCAUGUGCAGCCACCUGUAUUACCUCAGUCAUACUUUCCUUUGCCAAAUUGUUGCAAGACUAAACAUAACCUUAUAUGUAGUGAUUUUGCUACCUGCUCAUAGUUGACAGACGUUGAACUAUAGGUUGACUGUUACUAGCAAGUCAGAUUACAAAGGAGGAGUCUACAGGGGACAGUGGCAAAGGGGAUUGGUUAGAGCUAUAGGUUUUUACUUGAGGCCUGUGUAACUGGCAUAAAAAUAGAAAGUUUCUUUCUAGUUAUGUUUUUGCUUUUUGUUCUCUCUCUGUAUUUAAAGGAGUGACCUGCUUUAUAGGAUGCUAUGCAGUGCUCUUUAUCAAUAUGUUGAAUAAAUUGUUGGUAUUUAUAGUAGUCCCUCCUUUCCAACCAUUUUUAAGUACACUUUUUGGCAUUAAAAUAUUUAGUUGUGCAGCAAAACUGGAUAUUCUUUAAAUUGAUUUGGAAUAUUUGUUAAAUUUAUGUACACUUUUUCUAAAGUGAAUUGAAAGUGCAUCAUGGAGCAAGAGUUACUUUCUGUGAUGAUUAUUUUUCUUACUUUGAGAAGUACAUAUAUUUUUUUCUGAUUGUUAUGUACUUAAUUCGGUUACCAGUGUGAAACAUAACUAGGAAAGAAUUCUAAAAACUGAAUAAUUUUAAAAAGUGUUUUAGGUGACUCAGCUACAUUUCUCUUCGUAUAUCUUAUUUCCAGGAUUCUAGACACUGUCACAGGGUUUGCAAGGACCUUUGACUUAAAAACAAUCAUUAUAUUGAAAUUAAACUUAGAACAAAAUCACUACUUCAGUAAUCAUUCUCUAAGACUGAUUAUGAGACCUUUCUCAUCAUGCCUUGACCUCUGAAAGACCUUUGUUCCUAUCAUCUGGAGGAAAACAUAUAUGAUGCUGUAACCGAUCUAAUCAGUAACUAAAAAUAGUAUUAGGCACUUGAUCUUAGCCAAAAGGCCGAGAAGCGAUACUGAAAAUAUUAUUAGGAACAGAAGAUCCCAAAGGUUUAGUUACUUAAUUUGUGCACAUUUUUAAAUCUUGUAUAGGCCUCAGCAAACCCAUUUGGAGAAGAAAACAGGAUACUUAAGAGAAAUGCAAGGAGAAUUCUAAAGCACAAGAAAUAUAGAGGUUAUAGUUAACCAUUUUAGCGUAACAUCUUAGCUUUUGCCCAUCUGAAGCACAAUCAGGAAUUAGGCUAAAUUCUUUCCAGUAUUCCAUCUAAGUAUCUACUUCAUACUGCUCUAGUGUUUUAGUAGUCUGUUCUGUGCGUUUUACUUGUUACUGGUUGGCAUUGUUAUCCACAGGAAUUCCAGGAAGUUCUCAAUCUGUGCUGCUUGCUGGUCACUCACAUGACCCCAGUUAACCAUACUAGUGUUCUGGUUUACUGUUAAUUCUGGAUUAGCAUGCCCUUGUUGUUCCUAACUUGUCAAACUUCACAUAAAUACAUUUCAAUUGUGAGGUAAGCAUAUGUGAAUUAUAAUGCAUCUCUAUCUUCAUACCUUGAAUGGCAAAAGCUAUUUAUGCAUAAAUAUUUUAAGUACCAUAAUGAAUUGUAAAUACUCUUCUGAUAUAUAAGUAUAAGUAUAGAUUUUAAAGAUAUGGGACUGUUUAUUUUCACAUAAGUCAGUACAUGUUUCUCUAGAACAAAAUAUUUCAUUUAGUAAAGCUUUAUAAAUUGUAUUAAAAGGAAGCAGGUAAACGUAUUUUUUAACAUAGAACAGCAGUAACUUCAUUCUUUUUGACAUCAGAAAUAUUAAAAGUUGAUUCCUAGUA
Molecule: messenger RNA, 2880 nt
Organism: Lynx canadensis (Canada lynx)
Lineage: Eukaryota; Metazoa; Chordata; Mammalia; Carnivora; Felidae
Gene: EIF5A2
Product: eukaryotic translation initiation factor 5A2
Exons: 5
Coding region: 128-589 (153 amino acids)
Biological process (GO): positive regulation of translational elongation; positive regulation of translational termination
Molecular function (GO): RNA binding; ribosome binding; translation elongation factor activity
Source: RefSeq, a predicted model, not a curated record